AUGGAGACGACAAUAAUUCCAAUGUUUUACGAAAGCCUAAAGUCAUUAGAGCGUUAUCGCAAGCUUUUUGAUGUUAUUGAAAUCCAACGCAUAAUGUCUGACUACGAUCUACAGUUUCAAGCGGACCUGGAGAAGGCCCAGGCUUUGAGUCUAGAAAGUUUAGCUCUUGAACAAUUUCGAAGACAGAAACUACAUUGUAAUGCAGAUACGGUCCGAGACAAUACCAGUGCGCGUCGACGCGAAGAGGGCGAAGGACCGCCGCCCGCUCUGCCGCCGCCACCCAGGAAGCCCCCCCGGGUCAGGGCAUCCGCCUCGGAAACUUCGAGCGACAGAUCAACGGGCACAAGUCCUACCAGAACUGAUAGCAGCGACCUGAUAUCUUUCACGAGCCCCACCGGCAAAACUGCGUCCAAGGGUUCACAUGCAUCGCUUAAAGAGUACAUCGAUCAGAUUAGCAAAUUGGGCCAGCAGACAGAGGAGUUGAACCUCAACACGCAGCACGCUGACACCGCCCCAACUAUGAACAACUACCCGUACAACCAGCCGCACCCUUACGGGCACUACGUCCACAGCUACCCGCCGCCGUACAACGCGCCGCCGUACCCGAGCGGGCCGCCGUACGGCAUGCCCGCCCCGAUGCCCGCUCCGAACGUGACCUACGCGUACUACGCGCCGCCCAUCGCCGGCCCGCAAGAGCUCGCCGCGCCCUACGCGCCCGUCAACGCGCCGAUGUACGCGCAAACGUACCCGUACACGCAGACGCGGCUGGCGGCGCCCGCUCCGUACGCGGGCUACCCGCCGCCCCCGAGCCACCCGCAACCGCCCCCGUACAACUACAACACGACGAACAUGAUAACCAGGCCGACGAGACCCGCCCUAUACCCGCAGCUGGGCCAGGUGCACUCUUACCCGCCCCAGAACGCCGCCGCCAGCGCGAACCAACCGGCGGUCGGAAAGAACGAGCCGUCCAGGGACAGCGUCGAGAGCAACGGCUCCAGAAAGUCCUCCGAAGUCAGCAUUGGGUCGAACGAGUCCAACGACACCGUGGGCAGUCUGCCGAAAUCGCAGAACCUGAUCGACUUCGGCGGGCGGAAGGGCGCAGGUAGCGUAAGAGUCAGUGUGCUAGAGGCCUUCGAUCCGCUACUAACUGAUCAGCCUCAUGCCGAAUAUGUGGCGCCAAGCGAAUGUUCCAGCAGCGUGUACGAAGAGUACGAUCCAUUGGACUUUUUGUACGGGGAGACGGAAAUGCGAGACGCGCCCGUUUACGCGACCGUGAACAAGCGGGACAGCACCAUGGUACCGUCUCCUCCGCCAAAGUCGAUACCCACCGUACCGGCUGUUGCCAAAAGGCCUACGACCAAUAAAUUGUACGACUGCAUCGUGAAAACGAGAAGUAAAAAUUACGACAGCGAGCACAGGGCUUUCCUAAAACUAGUAUUGGAUGUUAGAAAACGGUUCGCGCACACGGACGAGCGGACCAACCCGGGCCACGUGGUGGCCGCGCGCUCCGGCGGCCGCUACCCCCCCAACACCAGCAUCAAGCUCCUGGUGCACCACCGCCACUCCGAGGAGCCCAUCACCUUCACUUCAGACGUGGAAUCUACGGUGGAACAUGUGAUAUUAACUGUCGUGUGUUCUCUCGACGAGGAUAUAAGAGACGAUAUGUCGGGAUAUAUGUUACGCGUGUGGGGCGCGCAGCAGUACCUGAGCGCGGGCAGCGCGCUGAGCGAGUACGAGUGCGUGCGCGAGUGCGUGCGCCUGGAGCGGGACGUGCGGCUGUGCCUGCAGGAGGGCGGCGGGCGCGCGCUGGCCCGCGCCGGCCAAGACGACGCGCGCGCCGCGCACCUCGCGCUCGACGACCUGCUGCCCGCCGCGCCGCCCGCGCCCGCCGCCGCCCUCACCUUCGACAACCUCUCCAUCCUGCUCGAAACGCUGGAGGGGGAGCUAUCCCGCGCGGUGGGAGUGGUGGGGGCGGAGGGCACGUGCUCCCCCAAGGCGGUGUUCCAGGCCGUGAAGGCGAUUUGCGCCCUGGCCGGUGGCGUGGAGACUCUGCACCUCACAUACACCUUGAAUGCAUUCGCCCAAGCCUGCACGGCACAGGGCGGCGGCGGCGCGGUGACGCCGCAGAUCGUGGGCGAGCAGGGCCCCUACAGCUGCGUGUCGCUGCGCGCGGCCACGGCGCGCGAGGCGGUGGCGCAGCAGAGCGCGCGGCUGCGCGACGCCGUGCGCGCCCUCCUCGCGCUCUACACGCGCGCGCGCCUGCUCGACUUUUCCUUGGCCGACGCGCCCGACGCGCUCCCCGCCCAACCGCACAAAGCGGUGCCAGCGCACACCAUAACGGAGACGCUGCUGUUCUGCGUGGAGGCGGUGCACUGCCUGCCGCUGUGCUGGAGCCACGACGAGUACCUGUUCCACGCGCAGGUGUUCCACGGCACCAGGCCGCUCAGGGCCGUGCACGCCACCCACUCCUCCAAGGUCGAGUGCGCCGGCUUCUACCCCAGGAUCAUCUUCGACACUUGGCUGAACCUGGAGGAUAUCUCGAUAAGCACGCUGCCGCGAGAAUCUCGGCUGGUGCUGACGCUGUACGGGCGCACGCAAAGAACGGACGACAGCCAGCACCAGAACGAGACCCAGCAGGAGCCCGAAGGGGGCGAGGACAGUGGCAACGUGCAGUACGAGCAGGUCGAGCUCGGCUGGACGGCGGUACAGCUGUUCGACUUCGAUUGCAUGCUGGCGUCUGGGCAGAUGGUGGUGCCCCUGUGGCCGGCGCGCUGCGAACGGCGCACCGGUCCCGCGCCCCACCCAAUGCACGCGCCCCCGGCGCCGCACCCCCUCAUCAACAUUGAAAUUCCACUCUACACGCGCACCGGAGUGAAGUGGACCAAUGGCGACGAGGAGAAGCAAAGAAGUAUUGCGCAAGAGCAUUUGCCUUCGUUCGAUUCGCUGGACGGGCACACGCAGUCGCAACUGUUGCAUUUAAUAGAACAGGGCCCCUACCAAAGGAUGCCUACUGAGGCUAGGGAGGUCAUGUGGGAGAAACGGCAGUACCUGGUGGAGCUGCCGGGCGCCUUACCGCUGGUGCUGCUGGCGGCGACCAACUGGUGCGGCGAGCAGAGGGCGCAGCUGGUGGCGCUGCUCGAACUGUGGGAGAGGCCCUCGCCCCUCAACGCCAUGCAUCUGCUGCUGCCCUGUUUCCCGGACAUGGCUGUGCGCGAGUUGGCGGCCAAGCUGAUAGACGGAAUGUCGGACGACGAGCUAAUUCGGGUGUUGCCGCAGCUGACGCAGGCGUUGCGAUACGAGACCUACGAGGCUAGCCCUCUGGCAGAAUUACUGCUGUCCCGAGCGCUCUCCGCGCCUGCCGUGGCACAUAAGUUGUUUUGGUUGUUAGUCCAUUCAUUACCUAACGUGCCGCAGGCCCCGAACCAAGAGUUUCUAGGCAUUACGCUUGAAGAGAAUUCGAACGAAUGCCCAGAGGCGGAAGCCUGUUUGACUGCUUCGUGGCGGUACAGGCUCGUGUUGCGCGCGCUGCUGGCUAUAUGUGGGGAGAACCUCAAUCGCACUUUGUUGAGGCAGCAGCUCUUAGUCAAGACGGUGUCCGAGGUGGCGCUGUCGGUGAAGUGCGCGAAGGAGCCGCUGCGGCAGCGCGCGCUGUACGUGGGCGGCGAGCGGCUGGCCGCGCUGCUGCGCCUCGAGCCCGUCUCGCUGCCGCUCGCGCUGCACCGCUACGUGCACGACGUCGACAUCAAGUCUUGCUCAUAUUUCUCGUCGAACACUCUCCCUCUGAAAAUAAACUUUAUCGGCGUGGAUAACGCCGUUGUACCAGCUAUGUUCAAGGUGGGAGAUGAUUUAAGGCAGGACGCACUAGUGCUGCAAGUGAUCAAAGUGAUGGACAGUCUAUGGCUGAAAGCAGGUUUGGAUCUCCGGAUAGUGACCUUCCAGGCGCUGCCAACUAGUAACCAGAGGGGCAUGAUCGAGAUCGUGUCGGAGGCGGAGACGCUGCGCGCCAUCCAGACGGAGUGGGGGCUGACGGGGUCGUUCAAGGACAAGCCCAUCGCCGAGUGGCUCGCCAAGCACAACCCUCCGAGCUCGAGUACCAGCGCGCGCGCGACAACUUCACAGCGUCCUGCGCUGGCUACAGCGUGGCGACGUACUUGCUCGGAAUUUGCGACCGGCACAACGACAACAUUAUGC
This is a messenger RNA of Iphiclides podalirius (scarce swallowtail), 4191 nucleotides long. Lineage: Eukaryota; Metazoa; Arthropoda; Insecta; Lepidoptera; Papilionidae. The record is from the annotation of a GenBank genome assembly.